UGACGUUUGCCGGUUUGGACUAAGUAGGGAUGUGUAAAACAACCGAUUCUGGCCAUGAGGCCAUCCUCACCAUAGUAAUUGUAGGAGAUCAGCUGUAGGCUGCCGCUAGAUAGCACUGGGGCCUCUUAGAUAAAGGAUUUGGAGACCCUGACGAAAUGGGCUAUCUGAUGACUUGGAGGGAAUUGUGGGUAAUGGCUGUUGGAUUCGACCCCCCGGUGACACACUUCUCCUCAGUAACAUCAGCCAUCCUAGUCUACCUACUGGCCUUGCUGUUCUGUUACGUCUUCUACCAGUUGUCACGGAUACUCCUACCCAGAUUCCUGCAGGAAUAUGUCCUAGAUUUCUUCAAAACCAUGGCUUUCUGUACCUACUGUUUCGGUCAUGGAGUCAUACGAAACGCUCACGGCCACCUUGCCUACAUCCUCUGUGUUGUGCCUUUAAACACCGCCAGUGUCUUCAUUUUCAACCUCGGUGAUGGAACCCCACUCAUGGUGUGGUUAAAAUACCUCCAGAAACAGAUCCCUGCUUGGAAAUUUCUGGCAAAAGUGACUGCUCAAAUCAUGGCUGGUCUGUGUUCUUGGGAGCUCGGCCAUUUGAUUUUUCGACUGGACUUUCAUCCUUCCUUUGUGGAGAAAGUUGAGAGUCAGGUCAACUGUUCCACUGACUUGAAUGUUGCCACGGUUACAGGUUUUGCCUUAGAGACGGUUGCCGUUACCUACGACUUCUGGUUAGAUCAGCAGACGCUUUCUCGUUAUAUGCCGUUAGACCUUGCCUUAAAGAUCCUUAACUGUGCCAUUAUUGUAUGUUUAGGUUUACACCUGACUGGAAUGUACCUGCACCCUGCCAUGGCGACGGGUCACACAUUCGGCUGCGGACCCACCCCCAUCUUGUCACACAUCCUAGUCUACUGGGGAGGCCCGUUCAUUGGAAUAUACAUUGGUCUAAAGCUGGGACAAAUGUUCCAUCUGCCGAUCUCAACGACAACAAAAUCCCAGCAGCCAAUCAAAACAACCCAAAAUGGUGACCAUGGAGACAGCAUUGUCAAAAAGACUGAACAAAAUGGCCAUCAUUCAGGGGAAGUGCGCAACAGGAACACGACGAACCCAAGAAGAAAAAGGUGUCGACAUCUAGGUAAACUGAUAAAGAAAACUAGGACAUCAGGCCGCGGCAUGGGGGCUUUUACGACAUGGAGAGAGCUUUGGUCAAUGUCGGUCGGGUUCGAUCCCCCGAUGACCCACUUCUCGUCUGUGACGUCAGCAGUCCUGAUUUACCUACUGGUCUUGCUCCUCUGUUACGUCCUAUACCAGUUGUCAAAAACAUUUCUUCCCGGAUUCAUACAAGAAUACGUCCUGGAUUUCUUCAAGACGUUAGCUUUCUGUACCUAUUGUUUUGGCCAUGGCGUCGUUAGGAACGCGCAUGGUCACCUUGGUUACAUCCUCUGCAUGGUGCCCCUCAACACAGCCAGUGUUCUAAUCUUUAACCUUGGAGACGGGACGCCCUUGACUGUAUGGGCCAAAUAUCUUCGAGGUCAAAUUCCCACAUGGAAGUUCGUUGUCAAGGUGUCGGCCCAAAUCGUUGCCGGGUUUUGCGCCUGGGAACUUGGACACUUCAUUUUAGGCCUAGAUUUUCACCCGUCGUUUGCAGACAAACUUGGCCAAAAAGCGAACUGUAACUCAGAUUUGAGAAUUGCCGCCAUAGCGGGGUUUUUCCUGGAAGGGACUGGGGUAGCCUAUGACUUCUGGAUGAACCAACAGACACUCUCUAAAAAUAGAGCACUGGACAUUGCUUUGAAAUUUACCAAUACAGCUCUCGUGGUUUGUAUCGGCGUGAGGAUGACAGGGAUGUACAUACACCCAGCUAUGGUCACGGGGCGAACCAUCGGCUGUGGAGACACCCCAAUACUGUCCCAUCUACUGGUGUACUGGGCAGGGCCGUUCGUAGGGAUAUUUGUGGGGCUUAAGGCGAGUCAGAUUUAUAGUUUGCCCUUUAACAAAGAUACACCAGAUAAAGAGUACAAAAAGGGAGACGACUCUUUGGGUACGAAAAAGAAGAAUGUGACAUCAGGAAAAGUACGGCAAAGGAAAGUGAAGAAAGAUGAAACCACGUAGCUGAAUACUGCCAUGCUUUUGUUGAUUUUUUUUUCAAAUAAGUGAUCUCAUCUAUUUAUGUUGCUUAUAAUAAAUUAAAUGCUUUGUCGAUUAAUAAAAAUAUUCUGACAGUAUUAUCUUAAUUACGUUAAAUGAGCGAAAAUUGUAUGCGUGUCAAUUCCAUUUGCUUGAUUAGAUUUUCAAUAAUACUG
This is a messenger RNA of Magallana angulata, 2299 nucleotides long. RefSeq lists its product as uncharacterized. Bases 156 to 2108 code for a protein of 650 amino acids. The transcript has 8 exons. Lineage: Eukaryota; Metazoa; Mollusca; Bivalvia; Ostreida; Ostreidae. Gene Ontology annotation, cellular component: cytoplasm. The record is from RefSeq and is a predicted model, not a curated record. Gene Ontology annotation, molecular function: channel activity.